Messenger RNA from Enterobius vermicularis (human pinworm), 402 nucleotides. The record is from the annotation of a GenBank genome assembly. Lineage: Eukaryota; Metazoa; Nematoda; Chromadorea; Rhabditida; Oxyuridae.
UCUGAAAAAUUCAGCAAAAUAAGGGUAGGGAGACAACAGCGAGGAGUUUAUGACAGAAUCAAUGGUACCGAUGGCUACGUUGACCACCAACAACAAUCCCGACAGCGAUCCGACAGUAAGGAACAUAGCAGCAGUCGUUUAAUUGGAAUGCUGAAAAUUGGUCGAAAACAUCUUUUCCUCUACGAUAAAGAAUUGAAAACCUAUGAAGGCGAACUAACAGCAUUAUUGGAUUUUUAUGUGCAUAUAUCGUGUCAACGACAGGGAUGUGGCAAAAAACUUUUUGAUUAUAUGUUGCAUUCCGAGAAUGUUCAACCAUAUGAAAUUGCUUUUGACAGCCCAACUGCAAAGAAAAAGUUGAAAAUAGAAGGCAACAACAAUAGGAGGGAAGAAGUAGUCUGCUGA